AUGACGGACAGCGUGGCCGAGGUGGUGCGCAUGCUCAAUGAGCCGCCAUUUGAAAAAGCGUUUACGCUCAUUGGGUUUGAUGCCAUCACGCCCAUUCAACUGCUGCAAGUCUUCAAUGAUGUUCUGGCCUCGAUCGCCCCCGAUCAUGAGAUGGACAUUCGAUCAGAGGAUCCUGAACAAACCGUGGUCCGCUUCCUCUCCCUUUUGCGCGUCCUCAAAUACAAACCUAACCUCGGACCAGCCGAGUUUCGACAGGGGCUGGUCGCAGCGAGUCGUGAUGUCAUUUACCCGGCCCUGCAUUGGCUGCUACAGCGACGGGAAGAGCUUGCCAAGCGUGCCUACCUGGCACGGUACUUGAUGCGCGUGGAGGUGCCGGCCGAUAUUCUCCAGGACGAGACGGUGGGCGAGACGAAUCGCCGAUAUUUGGAGCUGAUUGACAUGUUCAAAACCACUCACCAGGAGUUGGAGGGCAUGAAGUCCUCCAACCUGAGCAUUGCCGAGAUCAAAAAUGAUAUCAAAGCCAUGGAGACGGAGCAGGCACAGCUGACCACCCGCCUGAACCGCCUGCGCACCAAGACGGAAGGCGUGGACCGCCGGGAUGAGCUGCUGGCGGCGGCGCGGGCGCUGCGACAGGAACAUGAGCGACAGGAGCUGUUGGAACAACAACGCGAAGACCAGGUAGAGCAGCGCUCCGCCUUGGAGGACAAGCUGCAUCGCGUGGCCGAGCAGUUGCGCCAGCUGCGGGCCACGGCAGUCACGGGCGGUAGCGAGGGUCUCUUGGCGCGGCUCGAAGAGGAGACACAGAUGUAUGCCUACCUGGCCACAGACAAGCUCCCAACGGCCUUGGCGGAGAAGGAAGAGCAGGUGGCAGCCAAUCGCCGAAUUGUGGACGGGCCGGCGCUGACGGGGUCGGACUUGGACGCUUUGCAGCGGGAGAUUCAGGAACGAAGCCGAAACAUCAACCGGAUGAUGGAGGCACGGUUGGCCAAGAGCGGGGAAGACGCCUCGGACCAGCUGACGGUGUUUCGCAAGCAGGCCGCAAUCAUCGCGAGCAAGAAGAGCAACAUGAGCGAGAAGCUGCAGGAUCUCCAGGACGAGCUGGCGCGACUACAGAAGGAGUACUCGGGGCGACGGGCGGCCCUGGGCACGUCAGGCCCUCGGGUGCCCGGGGCGGACGAGUUCAAGGCGUUUGUGGCCAAGCUGCGCAGCAAGAGCACGCAAUACAAGGAGAAGCGGGCCCAGCUCAACGCCAUGGAGGCAGAAGCCAUGCUGUUGGAACGGACGGCGGCCAUUUUGACGGCGCGCCUGGACGGGGUGCGCGCCGAGUUGACCGCGGUGGAAGCCGCGCAGGGAGUGUCGGGCGCGUUUGACGCCCAAGAGCGACUGGAACAGGUGUCGAUGGCCAAGAGCGAAAUUGACGAGCGCAAGGGAGAGGCGCUGGACGACAUUAGCUCCAUGGUGGACAAGCUCACGCAGACCAUUGCCAACAAGCGGGAGGAGCUGGCGCCGCUGGUGGCGGAGCUGCGCAACCUGCGGGCGGACAAGGCAAAGUUGCAGGAGGAGUACGACACGAAAAAGGCCGAUUACGACCGAGUGGCCGGCACCCUGGGGGCGACCAAGGCCAAGGAGGAGAAGAUGGUGCGCGCAUAUCGCGAGGAGAUUAACCAGGACGAGAGCCGAUACCACUACCUGCACGCGAUGAUUCAACAGCUGCAGGCGCAGCAGCGGGCGGCCGCCGACGAAGAAGAACGAUACAUCAACAAGAAGGAGGGUGAAUCGAUGCGACAAAUUUACAACAAGCGCAUUCGCGAGCAGGACACGCUGAGCAAGCACCUUCGCGAGCGGCAAAAGGAGGUCGAGCAGAACCACGACAACAACCUCAAGCAGCUGGACAUGUGGGCCGACUUGGACCGCAUCUUCCAAGCCAAGCUCGACUCGUCCAGCGAUGGCGCAACCGGUGGCGCCGGUGGCGCUGGAGCCCAUGCCGACAGACUCGAUGGCACGGAGAACCACCUCGUGCUCUAG
Messenger RNA from Monosiga brevicollis MX1, 2025 nucleotides. RefSeq lists its product as uncharacterized. NCBI's taxonomy places the organism in Eukaryota, Choanoflagellata, Craspedida, Salpingoecidae. Gene Ontology annotation, biological process: intraciliary transport; cilium assembly. The coding region runs from base 1 to 2025 and encodes 674 amino acids. Gene Ontology annotation, molecular function: tubulin binding. Gene Ontology annotation, cellular component: intraciliary transport particle B; centrosome; cilium. The transcript is spliced from 4 exons. The record is from RefSeq and is a predicted model, not a curated record.